AUGCUACAGGCAUUGACAGACGCCUUCUUCGAGCACAUCUUUCCCUUCUACUCGGUAGUGGACAGAUCUGAUGUGUUUGGUCCCAACCCUUCGAUCCUACUGCAACAGGCCAUUUGUCUCGCGGCAAGUUUGAUACGCCACGAUCAGACUAGCUUAGAUCUUGCCUAUGCCCAGUACGAGAAGGUGAAGACCCUGAUACACCUCAACUACGAGCUCGACCACCUGGUGCUACUAAAGACAUUAUGCAUCGUGUCAUGCUGGAGCCCCUACCCCACUGACUGUGUUACCAUCGAUGGCCCUUGGCAUUGGUCAGGAAUGGCGAUACGACUGGCUAUUCAGAUGGGUCUGCAUAAGCAGUCAACAUAUACUAAUCAGCCGAAUUCUAGCUGCUUUCGGCGGAUUUUCUGGCACCUUAUUAAUAUCGAUAACUUUCUAAUAGCUUGUUGGGGUCGCCCACUCGCUAUCAAACUCGAGGACUGCGAUGUGACCCCGCUUACAAUUCAAGACUUCCCUGACAACAACCUUCCAACUUUAGUCGCUCUCGAGGGCCGCAGGAUUCUCGAAAUCAUUGGCACUAUUGGCGAGCUCAACAUUCAAAAGCGCAACAUCUUGUCGGAAGAGAUCUUGAAGCUCAUUACUUCAUUGAGCGAAUGGCAACGAGAUCUCCCUGAUGAGCUUCGGCUGCACGAUGUAGAUGGUGCCAGACGACCAUUCCAUCGCCCCACAUCCGAACUCUUCAUCUAUUACUUCGGCGCCAUUAUCCUCCUGCAGAUUUUAGGCCAGAGACCUUAUCAGCAGUGGCAAUCGUCAACCCUAUCUCUUACUGCAGCUUCGUGCAUGGCUUCGCUCUACGAAGAGAUCCACUCACGAGAGCAGUCGACUUAUCUCCUAAACUUCCACGGCUUCUUUUGCAUGGCCGCUGCUGUGCCGCUCAUUCUUUGCUCACGCCCUUUAGGGGACUACGACGAGCGCGAAAGCCAGAUGGAGGUGAUUUGCUCUGUUCUGGAGUGCUUGAGGACGAGAUAUGGCGGUGCUGACCUCGUGCUGAGGAAAGUGCAGAGGCUACGCAGCGACUCUGAGAGUUUUGAGGGGACCAUUUUACAAGAGUCCCGGGUGGAUCGGAUGGAUUCUACUGCGAGGCGCAGACUUGAAGAAUGCUGGGAUCAGCUCUUCCCCUUUCCGCCCAGCUUCUGCAAGCGUGUGGAUGGCCUGGAUUUUCUCGAUAUGUUCGGCUCUGACAGCACUGACUGCGUUGGAGUCGCUCCCAACUUGACCAUGUUUGACAUAUUGGGGAUGGACACGACCUCGUUUAAUGUAUUUGGGUCUGAGCCGAGUCUCGAUUCGUUCGAUACUUGCCCGAGAUAA
Molecule: messenger RNA, 1365 nt
Organism: Ilyonectria robusta
Lineage: Eukaryota; Fungi; Ascomycota; Sordariomycetes; Hypocreales; Nectriaceae
Exons: 2
Coding region: 1-1365 (454 amino acids)
Biological process (GO): DNA-templated transcription
Molecular function (GO): zinc ion binding; DNA binding
Source: RefSeq, a predicted model, not a curated record